Micromonas pusilla CCMP1545 is the source of this 1428-nucleotide messenger RNA. RefSeq lists its product as uncharacterized. Lineage: Eukaryota; Viridiplantae; Chlorophyta; Mamiellophyceae; Mamiellales; Mamiellaceae. Bases 1 to 1428 code for a protein of 475 amino acids. The transcript has a single exon. The record is from RefSeq and is a predicted model, not a curated record.
AUGAACGGCGUCUUGAUCGUCUCCACGCGGACGGGGACGUGUCUCUACGCGCGAGCGUACCUCCCGGACUUUGGACUCCCCACGGAAAACGCGAUUGUGAAACGCCCCGCGGACGACGACGACGACGCGGCGGGAUCGGCGGGAGGCGACGACGACGACGACGACGACGACGCCGACGCGUCGGUGUACGUCAGCCACCCGUCCGACCCCGCGGCGAUGCACUUCGCGGGGCUCAUGUUCGCCAUCGACGCGCAGGCGCAGGAGAUGCGUCCUCCGGGCGACGGCGACGGCGACGGCGACGGCGACGAAGCAGACGGCGAAGACGGCGCGCCGAUGGCGCUCGAGCGCUGGUCGCUGAACGACGUCGUCAUGCACUUCCGCAGGGACGACGCGCGCGGCGUCCUCGUCGUCGUCUUCUCCGCGCCCGCGCUCGGCGACGCGAUCCCGUCCUCGCUCGCGCGCGGCGUCCUCGCCGCGUUCCUUCGCAAGCACGCCGCGGCGUUGGACGCGCCGGGCGGGCCGACGCCCGGGCGAAGACUGCCGUUCACGUCCGACCUGCACGCGCUCUUCCACCGCGCGUGCGAGGAGAGGGCGCGGGAGAUGAUGAAGUCGCUCGGGUUCAGGUCGCGGUGGGCGUACGUCGCGAUGUCCGACGCGUUCGGGGUCGUCGCGCCGGUGGAGGCGCCGCCGCGCGGGAGCGGCGUUCGCGUCGGCGGCGUCUCCAGAGCGUCGUUCGUCGUCGAUGACGACGACGAGGAGGAGGAGGAGGAGGCGUCGACGCGGAAGGGGAGCGCGGCGGACGUCGUCGCCGCGCACGGCGGGUGGCUGUGCUGCUGCUGCGGCGGCGGCGGUGGUAAGAAAGUAACGCCCGCGUUUGGAGCGUUGACGGCGGCGGACGUCGGGCGCGUCCAGUUUGUGCACCGCGUCGCCGGGGACGCGUUGGAACGCGCCGCAGCGUCGUUCGAAGCCGGCGCGGCGUCGACGGACGACAUCCUCCCGAGGAGAGCGCUGGACGGGCUCGUCGAGGCGACGCGCGCGGCGAUCGCGUUGGCGCGCGGCGGCGGCGCGGUCGGGUUUGAGAUCGCGUUAGGCGACGGCGGCGACGAAAGAGACGGCGGCGACGAAAGAGACGACGACGCCGCCGCGUCGCGCGUCCUCGUCUACGCGUGGGACGGGUUCGUCUUCGCGCUGCCGGUGACGCGCGCGGACGAGCGCCGAGCGCGGGAGGCGUCCGAUGCUGGCGUCGGCGCGGGCGGGUACGACGCGGAGGGGAACAAGCUCGACGCGGAGCGCGAGACGCAGACGCGCGAGAGGUUGCAUCCGGCCGCCGUGAGAGCGGCGGUUAACGACGACGCGACGUCGCUGCGCGCGAUGCUGAGGUUCGUGCGGCGCAAAGUACCGGAGAAGAGCGUGAGGUUCACGCGAUAG